Ochotona curzoniae (black-lipped pika) is the source of this 4176-nucleotide messenger RNA. Its product is annotated as IgGFc-binding protein-like. The coding region runs from base 1 to 4176 and encodes 1391 amino acids. Gene Ontology annotation, cellular component: extracellular matrix. The transcript is spliced from 7 exons. The record is from RefSeq and is a predicted model, not a curated record. NCBI's taxonomy places the organism in Eukaryota, Metazoa, Chordata, Mammalia, Lagomorpha, Ochotonidae. Gene Ontology annotation, molecular function: protein binding.
AUGUCGGAACGGGGAGUGUUGACGGAUGGCCUCCCUGUCUCUGCUACAGCAUCCAACUGCCCAGAACACAGCCACUACGAGGUGUGUGCCCAAGGCUGCCAGCCCACCUGCGGGAACCUCACGGUGACCGGAGCCUGUGGCUCUGCGUGCUACGAGAGCUGUGUGUGCGACGACGGCUUUGUGCUCAGCGGCAACUCGUGCGUGGCCCCAGAAUCCUGCGGCUGUGUUCACAAUGGCACCUACCACCCGCCAGGCCAGACCUUCUACCCUGGUCCCGAGUGUGACUCCCUUUGCACCUGCCAGGCGGGAGGCCAGCUGUCCUGCGAGCCCUCCUCCUGUGGCCCACAGGAGACCUGCCAGGUGUCUGAUGGUGUCUUGGGCUGCGUGCCCGUGAGUUCUGCCACCUGCCAGGCCUCUGGAGACCCACACUACGUGACCUUCGACGGCCGCCGCUACGACUUCAUGGGCGCCUGCGUGUACCUGCUGGCGGGCACGUGCGGCUCGAACAACAUGACGCUGCCCGAGUUCCGGGUGCUGGUGGAGAAUGAGCAUCGGGGCAGCCAGGCCGUGAGCUACACGGGCGCCGUGCGGGUGGAGGUGUACGGCGUGGAGUUGGUCAUGAGCCGGAAGAAGCCAGGACAAGUGAUGGUGGAUGGCGUGCUUCAGUACCCUCCGUUUGAGGCCGCUGGAGGGCGCGUGCAGGUGAACCGCCUCGGUAACAACGCCGUGGUCCACACAGACUUUGGCCUGACUGUCACCUUCAACUGGGAUGCUCUAGUGACUGUCAAGGUGCCCAGCAGCUACACAGAUGCCAUGUGUGGUCUCUGCGGGAACUUCAACGAGGACCCCAACGAUGACUUGACUCUGCGGAAUGGCAGCCAAACGACUGAUGCCACAGACUUCGGGAACAGCUGGCAGGAGGAGGAGACGGGCCCGGGCUGUGAAGCGACUGGACCCACGAAGGAAUGUCCCAACCUGGACGAGAUGCUGAACGACCAGGUGCAGAAGAAGGAGAAGUGUGGAAUCCUGGCCGACCCCGAAGGUCCCUUCCGGGAGUGUCACCAACACGUGGAUCCCCAGGGCGCUGUGCGCGACUGUGUCUAUGACCUCUGCCUGGUACCAGAACAACCUGAUGUGGCGUGUGACACAUUGGUGGCAUACGCUGCCGCGUGCCAGGCUGCCGGAGCCACCGUGUACCCCUGGAGGAACGAAACGUUUUGCCCAUCCAACUGCCCAGAACACAGCCACUACGAGGUGUGUGCCCAAGGCUGCCAGCCCACCUGCGGGAACCUCACGGUGACCGGAGCCUGUGGCUCUGCGUGCUACGAGAGCUGUGUGUGCGACGACGGCUUUGUGCUCAGCGGCAACUCGUGCGUGGCCCCAGAAUCCUGCGGCUGUGUUCACAAUGGCACCUACCACCCGCCAGGCCAGACCUUCUACCCUGGUCCCGAGUGUGACUCCCUUUGCACCUGCCAGGCGGGAGGCCAGCUGUCCUGCGAGCCCUCCUCCUGUGGCCCACAGGAGACCUGCCAGGUGUCUGAUGGUGUCUUGGGCUGCGUGCCCGUGAGUUCUGCCACCUGCCAGGCCUCUGGAGACCCACACUACGUGACCUUCGACGGCCGCCGCUACGACUUCAUGGGCGCCUGCGUGUACCUGCUGGCGGGCACGUGCGGCUCGAACAACAUGACGCUGCCCGAGUUCCGGGUGCUGGUGGAGAAUGAGCAUCGGGGCAGCCAGGCCGUGAGCUACACGGGCGCCGUGCGGGUGGAGGUGUACGGCGUGGAGUUGGUCAUGAGCCGGAAGAAGCCAGGACAAGUGAUGGUGGAUGGCGUGCUUCAGUACCCUCCGUUUGAGGCCGCUGGAGGGCGCGUGCAGGUGAACCGCCUCGGUAACAACGCCGUGGUCCACACAGACUUUGGCCUGACUGUCACCUUCAACUGGGAUGCUCUAGUGACUGUCAAGGUGCCCAGCAGCUACACAGAUGCCAUGUGUGGUCUCUGCGGGAACUUCAACGAGGACCCCAACGAUGACUUGACUCUGCGGAAUGGCAGCCAAACGACUGAUGCCACAGACUUCGGGAACAGCUGGCAGGAGGAGGAGACGGGCCCGGGCUGUGAAGCGACUGGACCCACGAAGGAAUGUCCCAACCUGGACGAGAUGCUGAACGACCAGGUGCAGAAGAAGGAGAAGUGUGGAAUCCUGGCCGACCCCGAAGGUCCCUUCCGGGAGUGUCACCAACACGUGGAUCCCCAGGGCGCUGUGCGCGACUGUGUCUAUGACCUCUGCCUGGUACCAGAACAACCUGAUGUGGCGUGUGACACAUUGGUGGCAUACGCUGCCGCGUGCCAGGCUGCCGGAGCCACCGUGUACCCCUGGAGGAACGAAACGUUUUGCCCAUCCAACUGCCCAGAACACAGCCACUACGAGGUGUGUGCCCAAGGCUGCCAGCCCACCUGCGGGAACCUCACGGUGACCGGAGCCUGUGGCUCUGCGUGCUACGAGAGCUGUGUGUGCGACGACGGCUUUGUGCUCAGCGGCAACUCGUGCGUGGCCCCAGAAUCCUGCGGCUGUGUUCACAAUGGCACCUACCACCCGCCAGGCCAGACCUUCUACCCUGGUCCCGAGUGUGACUCCCUUUGCACCUGCCAGGCGGGAGGCCAGCUGUCCUGCGAGCCCUCCUCCUGUGGCCCACAGGAGACCUGCCAGGUGUCUGAUGGUGUCUUGGGCUGCGUGCCCGUGAGUUCUGCCACCUGCCAGGCCUCUGGAGACCCACACUACGUGACCUUCGACGGCCGCCGCUACGACUUCAUGGGCGCCUGCGUGUACCUGCUGGCGGGCACGUGCGGCUCGAACAACAUGACGCUGCCCGAGUUCCGGGUGCUGGUGGAGAAUGAGCAUCGGGGCAGCCAGGCCGUGAGCUACACGGGCGCCGUGCGGGUGGAGGUGUACGGCGUGGAGUUGGUCAUGAGCCGGAAGAAGCCAGGACAAGUGAUGGUGGAUGGCGUGCUUCAGUACCCUCCGUUUGAGGCCGCUGGAGGGCGCGUGCAGGUGAACCGCCUCGGUAACAACGCCGUGGUCCACACAGACUUUGGCCUGACUGUCACCUUCAACUGGGAUGCUCUAGUGACUGUCAAGGUGCCCAGCAGCUACACAGAUGCCAUGUGUGGUCUCUGCGGGAACUUCAACGAGGACCCCAACGAUGACUUGACUCUGCGGAAUGGCAGCCAAACGACUGAUGCCACAGACUUCGGGAACAGCUGGCAGGAGGAGGAGACGGGCCCGGGCUGUGAAGCGACUGGACCCACGAAGGAAUGUCCCAACCUGGACGAGAUGCUGAACGACCAGGUGCAGAAGAAGGAGAAGUGUGGAAUCCUGGCCGACCCCGAAGGUCCCUUCCGGGAGUGUCACCAACACGUGGAUCCCCAGGGCGCUGUGCGCGACUGUGUCUAUGACCUCUGCCUGGUACCAGAACAACCUGAUGUGGCGUGUGACACAUUGGUGGCAUACGCUGCCGCGUGCCAGGCUGCCGGAGCCACCGUGUACCCCUGGAGGAACGAAACGUUUUGCCCAUCCAACUGCCCAGAACACAGCCACUACGAGGUGUGUGCCCAAGGCUGCCAGCCCACCUGCGGGAACCUCACGGUGACCGGAGCCUGUGGCUCUGCGUGCUACGAGAGCUGUGUGUGCGACGACGGCUUUGUGCUCAGCGGCAACUCGUGCGUGGCCCCAGAAUCCUGCGGCUGUGUUCACAAUGGCACCUACCACCCGCCAGGCCAGACCUUCUACCCUGGUCCCGAGUGUGACUCCCUUUGCACCUGCCAGGCGGGAGGCCAGCUGUCCUGCGAGCCCUCCUCCUGUGGCCCACAGGAGACCUGCCAGGUGUCUGAUGGUGUCUUGGGCUGCGUGCCCGUGAGUUCUGCCACCUGCCAGGCCUCUGGAGACCCACACUACGUGACCUUCGACGGCCGCCGCUACGACUUCAUGGGCGCCUGCGUGUACCUGCUGGCGGGCACGUGCGGCUCGAACAACAUGACGCUGCCCGAGUUCCGGGUGCUGGUGGAGAAUGAGCAUCGGGGCAGCCAGGCCGUGAGCUACACGGGCGCCGUGCGGGUGGAGGUGUACGGCGUGGAGUUGGUCAUGAGCCGGAAGAAGCCAGGACAAGUGAUGGUGAGCUAA